Molecule: messenger RNA, 3751 nt
Organism: Salarias fasciatus (jewelled blenny)
Lineage: Eukaryota; Metazoa; Chordata; Actinopteri; Blenniiformes; Blenniidae
Gene: phtf1
Product: putative homeodomain transcription factor 1
Exons: 17
Coding region: 326-2416 (696 amino acids)
Cellular component (GO): endoplasmic reticulum
Source: RefSeq, a predicted model, not a curated record
GUAGUGAACAGUCGAAAUAAACAUCUGAGAAGGUUCCGCGAGAAAAGACUUUAAAAUGUGAAAUUUAAGCUCACCAUGUCGCUGAAAACUCGCAGAAGAGGAAAAGUGAAGACUUUAUUUUGGUCAAGGUUCUCCAUUGUGGCCGCUGAAACGAUGCAAACAGAGUGUUUAAGGAGUGUUGUGUGAUGAUCGCUGACAGUUUCUUCCACUGUGUGUCAGAUUUACCGAGCUGCUUCUUUCCAGGGAACAAAUCUGGAUUUCUGCCCAGUCCUCCCUCUGUUUGCUGUGAAAUGACCUGAUCCGAGUUCACUGGGUUUGUUACCUGAUGACAAUGGCCCGAAUAGCCUGGUAUCAAGAGAAGAUUGGGGCCUAUGAUCAACAAGUUUGGGAGAAAUCACUGGAGAAGGCAGACUUAAAUGGUUUGGAUAGCAAACCAAAGAAGACAGGUCACAUUAAGCCAGACCUCAUCGAUGUUGACUUAGUAAGAGGAUCAACAUUUAGUAAAGCCAAACCAGAGAGUCCAUGGACGGCUCUGACUCGGAAGGGCCUGGUCCGAGUGCUGCUGUUCCCGUUCUUCUUCCAGUGGUGGAUCCAUGUCACAUCCAAAUCUAUCUCCUCAUGCAUACUCAUGCUGUACUUCAUGCAAGUGGCAUCAGCGGUGCUGUACUUGGAGGUCCCUGGGGCGAGCGCCAACGAGGUGUUUGGACCCAUGUGUCUCAUGCUGCUGCUGGGUACCGUGCACUGCCAGAUUGUGUCGACUGAGUCCAGCCGGUGGCCCUCAGGCAGUCCAGCUGCCGGCAGCACCACCACCAGCCCCGGGCGCAGAAGGAGGCCACGGAAAAGCAGAGGGUUGAAAAAAUCUGAGGAGAAGACUGACAGCGGGGACACGGAGCUGCAGGGGCCCUGGCAGUUUGAAGAAAGCCAACGAUCAUACAGACAGGAGGAGGGGAGGAACAAAAGAAAAUCGGGGUUUGGGGCAUCAGACGAGCUUUCCAGCGAGGAAGAGGAAAGCGUACAGCCGGUGGAAAUUAUUCGAUCACCAGCACUUCAUGAGAGACGCCCCGCUAAAGACUGGCCAACAUCUACACUAAUGCCUUCUGUCAGGAAGAGAAACCUGAAGACGAGCCCCAAACCCACACCCAGGCCCCAGGAAGGAGGCGGAACUCCCACUAAGGUGAAGCCACGUGAGGUGGAUCGGCUCAGGCCAAACGUGGGCUCCCGUCCUGCCUCAGACACUGACGACACCAUGUGGGAGGAGCUCCUCCAAGGACCAGACUCUCCCUCCACAGGAAGCAGUGACAGCGAGGAAAACGGGAGGUUCAACGCCGGGAUCACGGCCCACCAGCAAACCACGGCUGUGAGCAGCGACGAUGAAAGCCUGCAACAAGGAAUCACUGGAAGCCAGUUGUCCUGGCUGCAGGCAUGUCAUCCGUCCAAGGACCGUGUCAGCGCCAUCAUAUGGGAGCAGGGCGAAUGCAAGAAAGCAGACAUGUCAGUGCUGGAGAUCAGCGGGAUCAUCCUCACACGGGUGAAGCUGGUGGAGCAGGGGAUGGGUUACUUGGCCUUCGGUGGCCUCAUGUCCGCCUCCCUGGCUCUGCUCCCCUUCGCCUUCCGUUUGGCUCAGCGUCUGGACGUGUCGAGCGUCGGCUCCCUCUCCCUCACGGAGCUGGUGGAAAUGGCGGUGGGGCCACGUGAUGCGCAGGCCUACGCCUUCUUCCUGUUGACCACCGUGCAGAGAGUCUGCCUCUCGGGGCUGUUCUUCUUCAUGAUGUGUGUGGCAGAGAGGACGUACAAACAGAGGCUCCUGUUUGCCAAGUACUUCAGCCACAUCACAUCAGCUCGCAAGGCCAAGAAAUCAGAGAUCCCUCAUUUCAGGCUGAAGAAAGUACAGAACAUAAAAAUGUGGUUAUCACUUCGCUCUUUUCUCAGGAGACGAGGCCCGCAGCGAUCCGUUGACGUCAUUGUUUCCACUAUCUUCCUUUUGGCACUUUCCAUUUCAUUCAUCAUCUGCGCCCAGCUUCUGCACAGCCACCAGACAUUCCUCCAGUCGCUGACGAAUUGGGAGCUGAUGGUGUGGGCCUCCUCCCUCGUCCUCUUUUUGUUACGACUAGCCACGCUGGGCUCAGAGACCAACUGCAAAUACAGCAACUCCUCCGUGCUCCUCACCGAGCAGAUAAAUUUAUAUCUCAAGAUGGAGAAAAAACCCAAUAAAAAAGAGGAGCUCAGUAUUGUGAACAAUGUUUUGAAACUCGCUACAAAACUGAUGAAGGAGCUGGAUACUCCUUUCAGAUUGCUUGGUUUAACAGUGAACCCUCUGAUCUAUAACAUCACCAGAGUGGUCAUCCUGUCUGCAGUGUCCGCAGUGGUCAGCGACCUGCUUGGGUUCAACAUCAGACUGUGGAAAAUCAAGUCUUAAUGUGAAAAGAAGACGAACAGCAGUCACACACUGGACACAAGAUACUGCUGGCCAUCUGCUGCAGACAGUCACUGCGCUAUGAAGUGUGCAAACCUACUGAUUGAGUAUUUUGUGGAAACGUCUUUCUGGAUUGUGUCGGUCCUUCACAAGCCCGAGAAGCUCUGACAAUCACUGACUGGCAGCACAGCUGACUUGGCAACGCACAGUUUCCAUCAGCUGCAUUACUGACCCAGUGCCUCACCUGCGACCUGCGAAUGUCCUUCUGCAACCGGUUAAAAAUAGCAACUUCAUUGCCACAGUACUUUUUUUUUGUUUUGUUUGUAACGGGUGUUUAUUCCCAGGCUGGUCUGUAACCUCUGCACACUCGUUAUUCACUGCGUUGUGUUGGAUGUGAUGUUUCUGACCGAAGGCUCAGACAAACCACUGCAGCAACUGGUUGACAUUUAUUCCGUGCAUCUGCUCUCAGCCGGACUCCCCGCGAACUGUUGAAUUGACAAAAUAAAAUAAAUCUUUUGCACAUGCAGCAGACAAAGCAAGCCGAAAAUCUCUUGUAGGCAGGUAGACAGACACACAACACCUUUUUUUUUUAAACACAACGCUACAUAUUAAAAAAAAAAAAAAGGCAAGGGAAAACACUCCCACUUGCACUCUACACCAUUCACACGAUAUAAAUCAUAAAAUAAAAGUUAAAAUGUUACAGCAAAAUUAACACACACCUGCUCUCAGCCGGACUCCCGCGCGCUAAGAGCCGCGCUGCAUGACGGUGACCAUGGAGCGAUUUCUUAAAGGGACAGUACAGGUGCGUGUAGAGCAAUAAAAGAACGUGCACAGACUGAGAGCAACAACAGCUCUCACAAUUAAUCUGGAUUUGGUGGAAUUUCAUAACAAUAAAAAAAAAACAACUAUUGACAUUAUUAAUCCGGUUACAUGUUGUAUCCAAAUGUACAAAUAUACAGACAUGUGGACACACAAGGCAUUGUACAUAAUUUCUUCAUUUUGUAUUCACUAUCUUAUGAAAACCAGUGUGCUGUCUAAAGCCGAUGAAUCUAAAGAGGGUGACUACAUGUUUCCAUUAAAUCGGAUUUCAAACUUUUUUUUUUACUAUUUAUCAAGGAGGAUUGUGGUUGUUUAAUUUGCUUUAUUUAUUCGUGGGAUCUAUUUUAGCACUUGCUCUUCGAGUUUUAAUUAAAUCAAAUGGAUCUGUUACCACCAAGUAUCUGUACCUUUUUGCAUUGGGGACCACUGUCAUCAAAAUAGCUAUGCAAAAAUGGCUGGUUAUGUUAAUUUGAAAAUAUGUGAAAGAGAUGAAUAAAACGGUUUUUAUUGUUGAUUGCA